AAAAGUGAAAUUAUGUGAUAUUUGUACAUACUAAUUUAAACACAGCUAUCAUAGAUCAUGUGUGUAAUAUUUAAAAGCCAGGUUUUUGUAUUUGCGGGGAGGUAGUGGUUGUCCAUUAACCCUUUUGGGGGAAAAAUGAAUUGUCCCGGCCAACGGAUUAUCUUGGUCAGCGCUCAUUCGACCGGCGAAACCAGGCGAAGACUUUCCUCAGAGUCCCCACAGCGCGGCCCCGCAGGCUUAUGGGAAACGUAGUCCCGAAGCUCCACGGACCACCCCUCGGAGGACCCUGCAACCAGUCCCCGCUUCUGCGCAUGUGCAAUACUGCGAGCGCGCCGGUGGCCUCCCUUCCCCCACCCCUGCCGCGAGUGGGUGACGGGGCCUGUGUCCGUGCGUCUUCACUGCCCAGUGCCGUGACCGGCCUGGCGCUGAGCCACGAGUGGAGGCUGUGCCCGUCCAGUUCUGCCUUUAUCCAAAAACUGCAGAAAAUGAACAAAUCCGAGGAAUCGGUUUCAUUCACGGAUGUGACCGUGGACUUCACGCAGGAGGAAUGGGAGCAGCUGGACCCCUCUCAGAGGAUUCUAUACAUGGAUGUGAUGUUGGAGAAUUAUAGCAACUUACUCUCUGUGGAGGUGUGGAAGGCUGAUGAGCAGGUGGAGAGGGGCCACAGCCACCCAGACGAGCAGGCGAGACCAUUUAUAAUUUUUAAGAACCAAACCCCAAUUGAGGAAAGAGGUAAUCUCUUUGGAAAAACAUUUAAUCUGAGCACAGACUUUAUUUCCUUAAGACAAGUACCCUAUAAAUAUGACUUAUAUGAAAAAACUUUGAAAUCUAAUUCAGACCUAUUUAAUAGUAGUAGAAGCUAUAUGAGAAAGAGAGCUGAUGAGUGUAAUGGAUUUGGAAAAGCACUCCUCUAUCUGAAGCAAGAGAAAACCCACCCUGGGGUAGAAUACUCUGAAUACACCAAAAGUGGAAAAGCCUUUAGCCAUAAAGAAGCCAUUUUUAAACGUCAGAAAAUUAGAAAUUUGGUACAACCAUUUAUUUGUAAUUACUGUGACAAGGCUUUCUCCUUUAAGUCACUGCUCAUUAGUCACAAGAGAAUCCAUACUGGAGAGAAACCUUAUGAGUGUAACGUGUGUAAGAAAACCUUCUCCCAUAAGGCCAACCUCAUUAAACAUCAGAGAAUUCAUACUGGCGAGAAGCCCUUUGAAUGUCUUGAAUGUGGAAAAGCCUUCACCCACCAGUCGAACCUCAUUGUCCACCAGAGGGCGCAUAUGGAGAAGAAGCCCUAUGAGUGCGGUGAAUGUGGCAAGACGUUUGCCCAGAAGUUUGAGCUCACUACACACCAGAGAAUUCACACAGGAGAACGGCCCUACGAGUGCAGUGAGUGUGCAAAAACCUUCUUCAAGAAGUCAAACCUCAUUAUACACCAGAAAAUUCACACAGGGGAGAAACGCUAUGAGUGCAGCGAAUGUGGAAAAUCCUUUAUCCAAAACUCACAACUCAUUAUACACAUGAGAACUCAUACGGGAGAGAAACCCUAUGAAUGUACUGAAUGUGGCAAAACAUUCAGCCAGAGGUCAACUCUUCGAUUACAUUUGCGAAUCCAUACAGGAGAAAAACCAUAUGAGUGUUCCGAAUGUGGGAAGGCCUUCAGCAGGAAGUCCCGACUCAGUGUCCACCAGAGAGUUCAUGCGGGGGCUAAACCCUGAGACCGCAGCCAGGCUGUGCGGUGGAAACCCUUCCACCAGACCCCUUCUGGCGGCUGAGAAGCAGUGAAGGUACCGGAGGACACACAAGCUAUCCACUCAAAAAUGUGUACAAAUAGGGCCUCCUAAGAAGAGUAGUGUAUUCAAAGUUAGGGUACGGGACUGAAGGAUUCACAUCAGAGUAUACCAAUUGUAAAGAGACAAACUAAGCUGCAUCACAAUGAACUUUUUAAAAUCUCGAAUGAAAUAUUUUGGGCAGCAGCAUAAAGGAUCUACAGACAUACCCUAAGAAUUCAGUGGGUAUGUGUGAGAUCGUGGCACAAAAUACAAAUUGUGCAUUUUAGAUCAGCACAUGUAAAUUUAACAUAGUCACUGGGAGUUUGAGAUUCUUGUCCUCUGAUUAUUAGGACACAAGAUUUUCCAUACUAAACACCCCGUGUUCUCAGUACCCUUACGACCCAGUAUGCCUUGCAGAUGAAACGUGCAGUGGGUUGUCGGCAGCUUGCAGCUUGUUCUCCUACCACUUGCUGGUAUUGUUAAGUCGGUCUGACCAUUGUUAUUGGGCUGCCUCAUCAGUAAAUAGAAGGCAGUGUUGGCCUUUCAAUCUGCUUCUGGGUUUGCUAGAUUUCCUAGAAGCGUUAUUUACAUGACUGUGCGAGCGAGGUAACUGGAGGAGGUGGAAGGAGCGGAAGGAGGCAGGUGGGGUUCCGCCCCUCGUGUGCGCCGCCAGACGAGCGUGGGCUCAAGGAGAACCCCCCGUCCGUCGUGCGCUCACUGUUUUCCAGUGGGGUGUUUACAUACAAGUGCAUGUCAUUCGCCAAAAUAUUGUUUAACCCAGAAACUUCCUUGUAUUUUCGUGUGUUUCCCUGUUUCUCUUAACAUUUUUAUAAAGUGUCUUGCAAAAAAGUAGGAUGUGUAGAUAGUCCACAAAUGUUACAUUUCAGAGACCUUAGAGGAAAAAAUAAUUUAUUCUAAGAAACUGUCAAUAAAUGUCUUUUUUUGCUUUUUAAAAUUUGGAUAUGUUUAGUCCACUUUAUAAAUAAAUUUCUGCAGUAUUCGGUCUAAAGGAGGCACAUUCUACUUCCUUGAGGUUCACUGUCAACCAAAGCAUUUCCCUUUGGAAACUGACUUAGUGUAAGUCAUGCGUUAGAAUUGUAAAUGGCAACUGUAACUGGCUUUUUUUAUGUUACUUUUGAAGAUCAUUGAUGUGCUGUGGCUAUAUAUGAAUGUGAGUGACUUUCUGAACAAAUUUACCAGAUCUUCCAUAGUCCAGUAAGUCUUUGUUUUUCUAAAUUGUCAUCUACUAGCGGCAAGGAAGCAGAAGAAAAGGUUAAUUUCAUACAUAGCUGUUAGAAAUGUAAAUUGUGACAGCCUCCUUGGAAAUCAUUGUGACUCUGUCUUUUAACAUUAAGAAUAUAUUAUACUCUUUAAUAUCAAUCCUUAAGAAGAAAAGUACCAGUACUUAAGAUUAUAUGUUUAUCAGUGUAUAUUGUAUAUUUUGAUAAGGACAAAAAGAGGAAAUAAUGUGACUAUCAGUAAGGGAGUGAUUGAGUAAACUGGUAUAAAAAUAUAUCAUGGCUGGAUGGUUUUCUAUGAAAAAUGUGUAGUGGGAGCAAAUGCCUCCAGGUCAGAUAAGGAAAGCAAGGAAAAAGAGUAUGUGUUUGUACACCAAGUUUUGUAAAAUAAAGAUCUAAGAAUCUUAUGUGUGUAUAUUUGCAUAUAAUUUUAUGGGCCUAGAGAAUAGAAUUUUCCUACUUCAAAAAUACAAUCAUUAAUUCCAUUGGAAAGUUUUUCAUGCGUUCUUUAGUCCCUAAAUGAACACUCAUUUAUACUAAAACUGUAACCCAUUAAAGUGGGCCCUGUUAGUUAAUUAACAUUAGCAUAGCAUAAAGCAGGCUCAAGCUGCACAGCGGCUGGCCUCUGGCUCUAGCUAUCACAGCUGCCUCGUGGGCUCGACUUGAACUUGGACUCUGAACGAAAACACGUAUUUGACAUUCAUUGAUCCUACAAUGGAAACGAAUCCAAAAACAGAUGAUAGUAAAGGCAGAAAAACCUGUGGAAAACUUUCAGGGAAUGCCAGCGAUACUACUAUAAAUGAGCAAAUCACAGAUGCUCUGAGAAAACACCUGCCUACCUGAGCAGCUGCAGAGGUGACCAUGGGAGUGACUGUCUUUUCAUGAGCUCCUUACUCCCAACACUUUAAAAAUCCAGGUCAGAACUAAAAAAAAAGUGCUUUGUGGUCCUCAUAAACCAAAGCGUUUGUAGAUGGAACUCCUAAAGACAGGUCCUUACAGCCUGGGCGAGGCCACAGCCCAGAGGUGCAGGGUGCAGGACAAAACCCAGCUGGUCGGGGUGUUCCCAGGUGUGGGCCUCUCACUCCAGAGCCCAUGCCCGCCCACUGCCCUGGUCCCGUGACUGUCUUUAUUCCACUGAUAUUUUAAUUUUGGAGAUUUUCUUCACAUUUCCAUAGAUAACCAUUUUUGUAACUAAAAUGUUUACAUAUUUUAACCUUUUCACAUUGUUUUAUGUAUAAAUCUGAAGUUGGGGACCAUCUUGGUAUAUAGCUGACUUGGAUAAUCUGUUUGGUGUCACUCUACUGUUGGUAAGUCUAAGGACUAGUUGAAUGGGGAUGAGAUGGUAGUGAUGUAGGGCAGGGACCUGAGACAAGCAUCAUGAUUAAUUUUUCAAACAGGCUGAGAUACAAACAGUGUAAGAACAGGAGAGAGUCUAUGUUAAGGCUGAAAUUGUAUUUUAAAAGUCAGGAAGUUAGGAAGUAAGCUUCAUAACAUAUUCUUUAGCAAACAGACAGUAACUCAGCCCACCUUGGGAGCAGGGCAGGAGGUCUCAGGCCUCUUAACUGGUAUUUUCCCAGAGGGAAGCUGCUAUCCUGGGGAGGAACUGGGUCAAUAAAUUUCUUGUGUUACGUUUAUUUUGCAGAACUAGCUGGAGGACUAAUAAUAGAGGAGAGCAGAUGUGGUGUCUUUCACCAGAGAUAAGCAACUUGAGACCACUUAACAAGUCCACACCCCUGGCCCUUUGUCACAUUCUUGAAAAAUGCUUAAAAGAGGGACUCCCCCCCAAUCUUUCAGCGCACCUCCUCACUGAGGACCCACACUUUCCUUUCUUUAAAUGUGUAACUUUAAAUAAAGCUGUCUCACUGCUCAA
This is a messenger RNA of Manis pentadactyla (Chinese pangolin), 4871 nucleotides long. RefSeq names its product ZFP1 zinc finger protein (gene ZFP1). Gene Ontology annotation, molecular function: DNA-binding transcription repressor activity, RNA polymerase II-specific. The transcript has 4 exons. Lineage: Eukaryota; Metazoa; Chordata; Mammalia; Pholidota; Manidae. The record is from RefSeq and is a predicted model, not a curated record. Gene Ontology annotation, biological process: negative regulation of transcription by RNA polymerase II. Bases 240 to 1709 code for a protein of 489 amino acids.